AUGGGGGAGGGGGGUGGGAAGGGUCGCAUCUCCAUGGCCAUGGCUGCGGCUCUGCUGCUCAUGGGCUCGUGCGAUGGCAGCAUGGCGCAUGCUGCUCGUCGGCCGACGGGCUUCCUCCUUAUGCCAUGGCAUCGUCAGGGAUGGAAGGUGCAAGCUAUGAGACGGACCGUCUGCUGCUCCUCCAUCAGACCUGCCGUGCCCCUAUGCGAUUGGCUCGAGACCAACGGCGCGAAUGGCAUCGGCGACCUGGUAACCAUCGCCAGGACGUCGGACGGGCAGCUCGGCAUGUUCGCUCUGCAAGAGCUCCACAAGGAUCAGCGCGUGCUCUCCCUGCCCGCUAGCAUCUGCUUCUCCGAGGAACGUGAGCUGGAGGAGGAGGAGGAGGAGGAGAUGACUGGAGCUCUCGGAGCUCUAAGCGACUUGUACGGCUUCAGCGAGGAGUCUCCUGUCGGAGAGCCAAGUAUCGUCCUGCAGCUCUUGCGGGAGUUGAGCAAAGGUCAGCAGUCCCGCUGGUUUGGGUACUUGCAAGCUCUUCCAGCACAGGACAGGUUGGAUGCCCUGUGGCUGGAUGAGGGUGUUUGCUUGCUCGACGAUCAGUGCGACUUGUUGAGGCAGAGCUGUAAGAUAUCAAGAGCAGUCGAUCGAGAGUUCAAGCACCUUGACGAAGCGAUCUUCGCACAUGACGUGUCAAGAUGGGCCAAGAGUUUGGUGCUCUCUCGAGCAUACGCUGUGGAUGAGUUUGGCGGCCUCAUGAUGCUUCUGCCUGGGAUUGACUUUGCGAAUCACAACCCGCACGUAAGCAGCGUGAGGGCUGGUGGGGCUGUUGAAGUCUCGCAGGUUUCGUACAACGUGUGGAGCAGUUACGGCAACCUUGACGACGAGCAACUUGCGCUCAUGUUCGGUUUCACGUGUGCGGCAGACGGAGGAGGAGGAGAGGAGAAGAGAGGAGUGAACGUGGAUUUCUCAGCCCUUGUGGAUACUUUUCCAGGGCCUGAAAGAUCAGAAAUUCUCAAUCGUCUGAGAGCUGCGAACCUCAAUGGAAGGAGCAUAUUAAGAUUGAGCACAAAAGUCAUCCGGGAGGAGCAGGAGAGGGUGCGCGCGAAUCUGCGGCAGGCAGGGGAGAGGGAGGAGACGAGGAGCAAGCUGCUGGAACAAGUGCUGGAGCAGAGGCUGGCGGAGACAGAGAAGCUGGUUGAACAUUUACAUGGGCUGAUAGCAGAUGACAUGAAACGAUGA
Guillardia theta CCMP2712 is the source of this 1236-nucleotide messenger RNA. RefSeq lists its product as hypothetical. The transcript has 6 exons. Lineage: Eukaryota; Cryptophyceae; Pyrenomonadales; Geminigeraceae. Bases 1 to 1236 code for a protein of 411 amino acids. The record is from RefSeq and is a predicted model, not a curated record.